AUGGAAAAAUUUGGCGAGAAUUCGGCUGAUAACCUAAUAAUUUGUGGCGAUAGUUUAAAUGCUCUGACUAGUUUAACCAAAAUCCCAGAAUAUCGAAAAAAAUAUGUCAACAAAGUCAAGUUAAUUUAUAUUGACCCACCUUUCAAUACCGGACAAAUGUUUGCUAAUUAUGACGACCAAUUAGAGCAUUCAAUUUACAAAAACCCCGAUAAUGACCCACGUGGUUCGUGGAUAGAAGGAGAUUUUACUAUUGGAGAAAUUACCGGAAAUAGGUACUCUAUCACUACUCCUGGUGGAAAAAUUAUCACUCCCCCACCCGGACAGGCAAGCGACCUUAUGCCUACAACUUGGUGGUCGCACGAGGAAGCGGGACAUAACAAUGAAGCCAAAAAAGAAAUCUUAAAAUUAUUCCCGGAUAUUGAACCUUUUCAAACCCCCAAACCAGAAAGGCUGCUCCAAAGAAUUAUCCAAAUUGCUACGAAUGAAGGUGAUAUUGUGCUGGAUUAUUUUGCUGGUUCAGGGACAACUGCGGCAGUGGCACAAAAAUUAAGGAGAAAGUGGGUUAUUGUGGAAAAAAAUGAGGAUACAGUUAAUACUUUUGCGGUUCCGCGAUUAAAAAAAGUUAUUAGCGGCGAGGAUAAAGGCGGAAUUACCGAAAAUGUUUUAAAUGGUAAAUUAGCGAAAUUGGUCGCUACCCAAUUAGAAUAUGAUUAUCAGCCCGAAAAUGAAUAUUUUUGUGGCAAAAAAGGGGAUGUUUUAUUAGCGGUGGUGGAAGGGAUGUUGACAGAUGGAUUACUAAACUUUUUGCUGAAUUCGAAAGAGGAAAAGCAGUUUUUAGAAGUGGCAGCGUUGGCGGUUGACCCAGAUUUGGAGAGCAAAAAUUACAACAAUGUUAAAAUUGAGCUGCUUAAUUUAAAAAACCUAGAAUUUAAAUUAGCAAAAGAAGGAAUAACAAUAAUUGUCGGUCAAAAUAACACUGGAAAAACACGAUUAUUGAAUUAUAUUUAUCAAGAAAACGAGAAUUGGGAUAAACUUAACGAAAAAUACGAAAGAGACUUAUACAAAUUUUUAUCUAUAUUCUUCUGGGAUAAUCUUUAUGUUUGUAGCCCAACGCAUAAAGAAUUUAUCAGGGAAGAAAAAAUGGGUGAUAUAAAAUGCUCCUAUGACUUAUAUUACUUUGAUUUAAGUUCAAGUUUCUCAUUAAUCAAUAAACAGAAAGGGCAAAAAGAAAUCAAAUUUGAGAACAGAAAAAGCCGUGCUUGCGAAGUAUAUUAUACUGAAAAAAACAUGGAGAAAGGAAUUCGUUCUUUAAAUAGUGUGGUAAUGAAGAAGGUAGAAAAAACUAUAUAUCCUGAACCUUUACUGCUUGACUAUAAAGAUGAAGAAGGAAAUUUUGAUGUAGAUGCUGAAUACGGAACAAGAGGAAGAAAUUAUGGCAUGAAAAUUUCUCAUUCACUAACCGAUGUUCGGGAAGUAUUACUCCAUCCUGUAUUAACCAAUAAAGUUGUUUCCCUAAUUAAGAAACUAGAAAAUGAAAGCAUUACAACAAUUUUGACUACUCAUUCGCCAACUUUUUUAUCUCAAUUUAUCCACGAUGAAAAAGUAAAUUUAGUUUUAACACAAAAAGAAGAAGGUAACUUAAAAAAACCCCUUUAUUUUUGGAAAAUAAUAAAUGCUAUCAAAGAAAAGGUUAAAGAAGGAUACAAAAAAUAUGCUAGAAAAAUAUUAAAGAUUUUAUUCAGCAAACAGGUGCUUUUUGUUGAAGGAAUGACUGAAUAUAUUCUUUUUAAUAACAUCUUAAAGGAAAAAUUGAGUAAAGAAUUAGAAAAAAGAGAAAUAGAAAUUAUACCUAUUUUCGAUUAUGGCGAAAGACAUGACAAUAACGAAAAUACAAAUAUUUUUCAUACCAAAAACACUAGAAUUAGUUGGGUACAUUUCAAUAUCGAAGAAUUUUUAGGAAUACCAACAACGGAUAGAAAUAAAGAGUAUAAUCUCAUUAGCAGAGCGGGCGAUAGAAAUGCAAUGCUUAACCAAAUCAUUCUCGACAACAUUUCUAAAAAACUAGAACUCCGCGAACCUAACCAAAAAGCAGUUCAAGCUUUUUUAAACCAUUAUUACAAACAAAAUCAAAAUUCGGAAAAAUUGGCUGACCGAAGGCUUGAUAAUUUUAAUAAAUUGUCCGAAUGUAUUCUCUCGGUAGCCACCGGAGUAGGAAAAACUUACAUAAUUGCUGCUAUUUUAAACUAUUUAGCCGAAGCAGAAAAGAUAACUAAUUUUCUCAUUGUGGCCCCGGGAAAGAUAAUUAGAGAAAAGACCAUUAAUAAUUUUUCAGUUAACAAACCUAAUUCUUUGGUGGAUAAAAUGAUAAUAAAAAACCAACUUAAAAAGUUUAUUCUAACUUCUUGCAAAAAAAAUAUUAUGAACAAGUCAAACAAAACUAAGCCUUGUGAAAAGUGUGGUAGCAGUGAAAUAGAAAAAAAAGAAAUUUAUCAUGAUGAAGAUAAAAACGACGCUUAUCAUGUUACAACUUAUUCUCUUUAUUAUUGUAAAAAUUGUGGACCAGAAAAGAAAAAGUUAGCCGAAUUAAACUAUUGA
This is a messenger RNA of Entrophospora sp. SA101, 2595 nucleotides long. The record is from the annotation of a GenBank genome assembly. Lineage: Eukaryota; Fungi; Glomeromycota; Glomeromycetes; Entrophosporales; Entrophosporaceae.